This is a messenger RNA of Ostreococcus lucimarinus CCE9901, 1656 nucleotides long. RefSeq lists its product with no specific name. The record is from RefSeq and is a predicted model, not a curated record. The coding region runs from base 1 to 1656 and encodes 551 amino acids. Lineage: Eukaryota; Viridiplantae; Chlorophyta; Mamiellophyceae; Mamiellales; Bathycoccaceae. The transcript has a single exon.
AUGGCGUCGCGCGCGCUCGCGAUCGGUGCGACGGCCACGACGGCGGCGUUUACGGCGUACGUCGCGAGUGAAGAAGGCGCGCAGCGCUCGUGCGUGUUCUGGGCCAACGCGUUUCCCGUGUACGCGCGCUAUCGCGCGGUGCAAGCGCGACAUCGCGACUUCGCUCGCGCGGGCGUCCCGCGCUGGACCGGGAUGGUGCUGAGCGAUGACGAGGCGAACGAGGCGUACGAAGCGCUGCACGAUCAAUACGCGACGCCAGUGCGAGAUUUAGUGUACGCGAUGCGGGGAUUUUAUCUGAAAAACGCGCAGUUGCUGUCGACGCGGGACGACUUUGUGCCGCGGCAGUACUUGACGUGGUGCAAGGACACGCAGGAUAGCGCACCCGUGGAGAUGAAACCGGGCGAGGCGAGGGCGAUCGCAAUAAGAGAACUGGAGAAAAAUGGACACACGGACGUGUUCGAGGCGUGGGACGAAACUCCGCUCGGAGUGGCGAGUAUCGGACAGGCGCACAGGGCAAAGCUGACGAAAAAGUACGGCGGCAGAACCGUCGUCGUCAAGGUGCAGGCGCCCGGAAUCGAGCGACGAUUUCGAGCGGACAUUCGUACAUGCAUUGACUUUUGUAAGCUCGCCAUGCCGCAACACGUGCCACCACUGGAAGAAAUAGAGAGGCAGUUUUUGACUGAAUUCGACUAUCGCGCCGAGGCGGAAAAUCUCGACGAAGUCAGAUCUGCGGUGAUGCCGCGGUGGGGGAACAAGGUGUACAUUCCGGCGCCUCACAAGGAACUGUGCACAAAGGAGGUGUUAGUGAUGGAUGAAGUUCCUGGGAAGCGAUUAGUAGACGGUAUUCGCGAUCAGUUUGACGCCAUUGCUCGGUACAGGGGCACCAGUGUGAGUAGUCUGGAGGAAAAUGAGCGUAGAAAGAUUGAGAGCGGGAGGUUGCGAAGUCGAGACGCGAAACAAGCGGCGAAACACACAGAAAGAGUAAAUACUUUCAUGAAACUUCAGCAUCACUUACUGAUGCCUCUGAAGCUCGCGUACAACGUGUCGCCUCUUCGGUUGGUGACCGGUCCCGUGAAUCGACAACCGCCGCCGAAGCUCGUGAACCUGGGAGCGCUCCUUCAAACCUUGGUCGACGUGCACGCGUAUGAGAUUUUCGAGACAGGAGUGUUCAAUGGCGAUCCACAUCCGGGAAACAUCAUGCUGAUGCCUGACGGUAGGCUCGGACUGAUUGAUUACGGGCAGGUGAAACGCAUAGACUCUGAUGCGCAGCGGGCGUACGCCAAACUCAUCUUAGCUGUAGCCAAAGGCGACGCUGAAGAAUGCCACAGGUUGGUGCAGUCUAAUAAACCAGAAGGUUUCGGAGCCCGAAGUAAGAAUUCAGAUGCAGAGGUCAGUUUUAAGUUGGCGACGUUUUGGAACGAUCGAGACACGCCCGACGUUACCGAGGGACUCAACUUGCAAGAGUUUUUGGACGAAAUGCAAGCGCGUGAUCCGGUCAUCAAGGCUCCCGAUGAGAUGGUCAUGAUUGCACGCGUUUCGGUACUUCUACGAGGUAUGGGCAACGCGUUCAACAUUAGGCUUAGAAUGGCCGAGGCGUGGAGAGCAGAUGCGGAGAAGCUCUUGGCGCGCACGGACCCAGAUUACUUUCUGUUGUGA